AAUUAUCUUUUCGGGAAACCUUCGAGUUGCAAGUUUUAAAUGGUGUUCAAACUGGCAUACGGGAUUUAAAAGAAAGAAUUGGUAUUAUAAAGGUUAAAAUAGUAUUCUAGCAAAAGUGUAAUAAAUUUAAAUAAGCGAUGAACGUUGCUGAUGGGGUUGGAUAUUCACGAUCAGAAGUAUUCGUGCUCGUGGCUAGAGUAUCGUUUAUCGCUGCUGUUGGAUUUUUUAGUAUGAAAUGGAUUAUGAAUCAGCUUGAUCCUACGAACAAUGCAAAAAAGAAAGCUAGGAAAAAGGCACGAGAACAGUUUCGGAAAUUGGCCAAGACCGAUAACUUAUUAUGGAGAGUGGACAUGAAUCAGUUAACGGAUUAUGAAAUGAUGAUAGCUAAUCAUAUAGUUGACCCCCAAGAUAUCCGAGUUUCAUGGGAGAACAUUGCUGGCCUUGAACACGUUAUUCAAGAACUUAAGGAAACCGUUAUAUUACCUAUACAAAGAAAAGAAUUGUUUGAAGAUUCUCAAUUAACGCAAGCACCAAAAGGUGUAUUGUUGCACGGACCACCGGGUUGUGGGAAAACGAUGAUUGCUAAAGCGACCGCGAAGGAAACUAAAACGUGCUUUAUUAAUCUGGAUGUAAGCAUUCUAACCGAUAAAUGGUAUGGCGAAAGUCAAAAAUUAACUGCGGCAGUUUUCUCGUUGGCUGUGAAACUUCAACCGUGCAUAAUUUUUAUCGACGAAAUAGAUUCAUUUUUAAGAGCUCGUAAUUCGCAAGAUCACGAAGCAACUGCGAUGAUGAAAGCACAGUUUAUGUCUCUUUGGGAUGGAUUAAUCACCGAUCCUUCUUGCACGGUCAUAGUAAUGGGUGCUACCAACAGACCUCAAGACUUGGAUAAAGCUAUUCUUAGGCGUAUGCCAGCCACUUUUCACAUUGGCUUACCGAACGAACAACAACGAAUGCAAGUGUUAAGAUUGAUAUUAGAACAUGAACCAAUAGCAGAAAAUGUGGAUAUUGCAAAGUUAGCUAAAAUGGCUGAAGGUUUCUCGGGAUCGGAUUUACAAGAACUUUGUAGGAAUGCAUCUGUAUAUCGCGUUCGAGAUUAUUUACGGACCCACACGCAAGAUGCAAGCGGAAAUACCGACGAUGAAGAAUACCAUGACGCUGUGCGACCUAUCACAAUGGAAGAUCUUCUUACCUCGUAUAAAAAGAUGAAAACCUCUAAAAUAUAUACGGGUACACUUAGUGCAGCCAAAUUAGAUUUAGAUUAAAAGAAGAUAUUUAUAAUGUAUUACUUAAUAGUCUAUUUUGAAAAA
This is a messenger RNA of Megachile rotundata (alfalfa leafcutting bee), 1307 nucleotides long. RefSeq names its product no mitochondrial derivative. Gene Ontology annotation, cellular component: mitochondrial outer membrane. Lineage: Eukaryota; Metazoa; Arthropoda; Insecta; Hymenoptera; Megachilidae. Gene Ontology annotation, biological process: extraction of mislocalized protein from mitochondrial outer membrane. The record is from RefSeq and is a predicted model, not a curated record. Gene Ontology annotation, molecular function: ATP binding; ATP hydrolysis activity.